AUGAAGCUAGUCAGCCAAGCAGCAAAGCUCUUGUUUAUCGCGGCGCCGAUUGCUGCCCAAACCACUUCAGAAACGUUUCUCUACUCGAUUCUGCCAACCGAUGUAUUAACUCCGCUUCCUACCCCGGCACAGAGCGGCUGUCCCACCGUAACAGAGCUUUCCUUGUGUCCCAGCUGCGCCGGCGAAGCACCGCAAUGCCUCGAGGUGGCGACUCUGACGCAGUCAUGUGGCUGCCCUACCUCGGUGACGACGGAGAGCUUUACAUUUGGCUGCGAGAAGGGGACCUGCCCUCGGGUGGGCUGCAGCACCAGCUACACCAUCAUCUCUGGCGAAGAGGCAUGCACUGGUAGCGCAGGCGUUUCUGCCACGGCCGCGACGACCGCGUCGGUGACUGCAACAACUCAGGCCACUACGGCGGCAACGGGCUCUCAAGCCGGCACAGCAUCGGUUCCAUCGGGCUCUUCGACAUCUGCUAGUGCGACGCCGAAUGCGGCGGGAAGAUUGGCUGUGCCAUUCAAGUUUUGGUAA
Molecule: messenger RNA, 528 nt
Organism: Colletotrichum orchidophilum
Lineage: Eukaryota; Fungi; Ascomycota; Sordariomycetes; Glomerellales; Glomerellaceae
Exons: 2
Coding region: 1-528 (175 amino acids)
Source: RefSeq, a predicted model, not a curated record